UGAAUAUUCUGAUAAGACUUUAUGGGCGAGAUAUUCCUCGGUAUUUGGCAAGUCUGUAAGCAUGCUGGUGCUAGCGUACAUCUCGGCGUUGAGCACUGUCCUGGCGAUAUAUCCCUUCAGGAACACGUCCUUGUCCUGGGAGGAACGUGUUGAGGAUCUGGUCAGCCGCUUGACCAUCCAGGAAAUACAAGACCAACUCGCUAAUGGCCAAGGCCCCAGUCCUGCGAUUCCAAGACUUGGGAUUGGACAGUACGUGUUCUGGAGCGACUGUGGUAGAGGGGCCAACAAUCAGAACGCGACGGCCUUUCCGCAGUUCAUCGGACUUGGGGCUUCCUUUGACAAACUGUUGGUCUACGAGAUAGCAGCAGCGGCUGGAGCUGAACAGAGGGCUUGGUACAACUACUUCGUGAAGCACAAGUAUCCCCUUGAUAUCCAUAUGGGAGCGACAUGUCUUGACCCCAACGUUGACAUGUUCCGAGACCCCCGCUGGGGCAGAGGCCAGGAAACAUUUGGAGAAGACCCUUUUCACAUUGGCGAACUCACUGACCAACAUAUACAUGGUCUCCACGGUUACCACCCACGGUACCUCCGGGUCAGUUCCACCUGUAACCAUCUUGCCCUGUCCGCUGGACCGGACAGUUGGCCAAUCAGUAGGAUGGACUUUGAUGCAAAGGUGUCCGAGUACGACAUGAGGACCUACUUUCUCCCGCCAUUCAGACGGUGUGUAGAGUCGGGAACAUACGCCUUUGUCUGUGCCUACAACAGCAUCAACGGCAUACCAGCUUGUGCGGACAGGGCCUUACUCACAGACAUACUUCGUGGAGAGUGGAACUUCAAAGGAUACAUCGCCUCCGACGCCGGCGAGCUGACCUCCAUCAUUACAGACCGGCACUACCUCAACAACAGCGUUGAUACAGCGGCGGCCUGUCUGAAUGCUGGCUGCAACCUUGAACUUCAGUCUGGGGACUGGAAGAUUUACAACUCUAUUAUACCUGCUAUCGAACAAGGCAAACUAACUGAAGUCUUCGUCAGGGAAAGCGUCAAGCCUCUCUUCUACACCCGCUUCCGGAUUGGAGAGUUCGACCCGCCCAGUAUGAACCCUUAUGCCACGCUGGACAAGGACCAGAUUGUUCUCAGCUCUGAACACAGGGAACUGGCACUCUGGGCCGCUAUCAACACUUUUGUGCUGUUGAAGAAUGAAAACAACACACUACCGCUCCAGAAGAACUUCAAAAAAAUAGCUGUGGUUGGGCCGAUGUCGAACGACAGUCAGGAUCUGUUCGGGGACUACACGGCGUUCCCAGAUUCACGCUUUGUAAUCACCCCUUACAUGGGACUGAAAAGACUAGCCAGCACAGCGUCCCUGGCCUCUGGAUGUAAUGACACCUGGUGUCAGAGGUAUGACCCCCAGUCUGUGACAGCCGCCAUACAGGGAGCUGACAUUGUCUUUGUCUGUCUCGGACAUGGUACCUCUGUUGAGUCGGAGGGUAAAGACCGGACCACCAUACAGCUGCCGGGCAGCCAGCUGCAGCUGCUGAAGGACGUCGUUGCAAACACGGAGAAGCCGGUGGUACUGUUAUUGUUUAACGGCGGUCCUGUUGAGAUAUCCUGGGCCGUCGACAAUCCGGGUGUGUCCGCCAUCUUGGAAUGUUAUCUUCCCGGUCAGACUGCCGGAGACGCUGUGUACGCUUCUCUGACUAACAAUGGUUCCUUCUCUGCGCCCGCAGGAAGACUGAGUUAUACAUGGCCAACCAGUGAUGAACAGAUACCAGGAAUGACUAAUUUUUCUAUGACUGAGAGGACGUACUGGUAUUUCACCCAAGAACCACUUUUCCCAUUCGGCUACGGGCUUUCCUACACGACAUUUAAAUAUUCGAACUUCAGUUUUGACACUGAGGUCAAUGCUGGUGAUGAUUUGUCGGGGCGGCUGAUUGUAACUAACACCGGAAACUACGAUGCUGAUGAAGUGAUUCAGGUGUAUAUCUCAUGGAAGAACAUAUCAAUGACUGUGCCCAAAGUAAAGUUGGUUCAGUUUCUACGUGUAGCUGUACAUCACGGUGGGGAUAUAGGCUUUGGUUUCAGCAUUGCUGCUAGGGACAUGGCGGUGUGGCAGGAUGACCUUGGAUGGGUAAUCAAACAAGGUGUGAUGAAUAUCUACGUCGGUGGGCAGCAGCCAAACCAGAAGCGUUCAGUCGGCUCCAACGUAGAACAGGGACAAUUUACUAUUGUUGGUGAAAAGAUUUUAGGAAGAUUUUAGUAAACAUCGUUAAUUAAUGAGUCUAAUGCCUUUGUAAUCAGCACGUUUAUCUAUAAAAAUAAACACAGUUCUGUCCUAUC
Messenger RNA from Haliotis rufescens (red abalone), 2337 nucleotides. Its product is annotated as xylan 1,4-beta-xylosidase-like. Bases 62 to 2257 code for a protein of 731 amino acids. The record is from RefSeq and is a predicted model, not a curated record. Gene Ontology annotation, biological process: xylan catabolic process; arabinan catabolic process. Gene Ontology annotation, cellular component: plant-type cell wall. The transcript has 12 exons. NCBI's taxonomy places the organism in Eukaryota, Metazoa, Mollusca, Gastropoda, Lepetellida, Haliotidae. Gene Ontology annotation, molecular function: xylan 1,4-beta-xylosidase activity; alpha-L-arabinofuranosidase activity.